This is a messenger RNA of Drosophila santomea, 1215 nucleotides long. Its product is annotated as enkurin. The record is from RefSeq and is a predicted model, not a curated record. The transcript is spliced from 2 exons. The coding region runs from base 133 to 1056 and encodes 307 amino acids. Lineage: Eukaryota; Metazoa; Arthropoda; Insecta; Diptera; Drosophilidae. Gene Ontology annotation, cellular component: acrosomal vesicle. Gene Ontology annotation, molecular function: calmodulin binding.
UCAAUCAAAGUCAGCGCGGAGGUACUUGGCAACGCAGAAGUCUACUAAACAGACUGUUAGUAUUAAACGAAUAGUCAGUAAAAUAUCACGCUUUAGAGUUGCCUACUUUCAACCUUAUAUAUUUGCAUUACAAUGUCCCUCGUUUACAUCACCCAUCACGAUGAGAACAUUGUUGGGUGCGAGCACGAUUUUGAGAAGGCCCAAGGACCAAGGGAAUCCAUUUUUGUCUACAAAAAUCCUGUUGUGGAGAGGGCAGCCAAGUAUGCCCGUAAACUUCGCGAACGCUUGAACGAAGAGGACAAGAAGUUGUCGGUUAUCCUGCAGGCCGAUGGUACCCGUGUCCUGACGGAGGCCAAGAAAUCGGCCCAUCGCACUAUGGGCUGUGCUCACACUCCGAUUGACCCACCGUGCGCCUACUUGCGCAAGAGCCAGGGCAUCAAAUGGCGGCGAGAGAAUACCCACAAGUGUCCCAAGAUGCCGCCAAUGCCUCCACUUCCAACACCGGGCAGUGGCGGCAAAAAGACGACCAUGGUGCCGAAUUUCAUUAAACGCAACCGGAUGUGCGCCGGAAAGACGAUUCCCUGUCCUCCGCCACCUCGUUAUGUAGACACUCCCGUGGGAGCGCGUCACGAUCUGCUCAAUUCCGGAUUGGUACCGCAGUUUAUCUGCCGCAAGGAUUUCGGCAAGGUUCCAAUUUAUCUCAAGAAAACCAAGAGAAUGUUGGCCGACAUGAACGCGGUGUGCGCCAAGGAGCAGGCACGUUUGCUGGAGUUGUGCCGCGGCAUUAAGGGCUUCACCAGGGCCUCGGUGCAAUCAAGUGGUCCGCCGCAAGUGCCGGGAAUGCGGGUGAUGGAGCAGGCCGAGCGCAAUGAGAUCCUCGAGGGACUGCGACUGAGCCUGACCGAGAUGACCAAGCAGUAUCAGUCCAUGUCGCUGCUCAUCGACAGCAUCGCCAAGCGGCAACGCAAGAGCAAGCUGGAGUCUGAUCUUCGCCAGGUGGAGCAGGACAUUCUACUUAUCGAUACCACUCCCAUUAUCUAUGUUUCCGAGUACUAACGAUGACAUUUUAUUUCUUUCCUUUUUUUGUCCAUGUGUGUCGGCAUCUGGCAGCCGAGUGAGGUGUUCCUUUGGAUUCACUUGCUUUGCUCUUAGAGGCAGACACACAAAACACUUGGUAUUGAAGGUUGAGAAUAAAUUUAACGUUUAUGCAUUAAA